UCCCCCAACUUUUCCCUCCUCCCCCAUCCCCCCCUCAUGGAUGGAAAGAAACACCCUCCAUUAACUCCAUCAGUCACACUCUCUUUCUCUCUGUCUCUCUUUAUGUCAUAAUGCAAGACUUCUUUAGGAGAUCAUUAGCAUUCCGUACACCCCCUCAAGAUCAUCAAGAUCCUGAUAAUCCCAAUCAAGAAAGUAAUUACUGCAGUUCAAUUAAUCCAUUAACUUCAACAUUAGUUGACAAGUUCAAUUCUUGCGUUCGUAAAUCAAGGAUCUUUAGCAAAUCCACUUCAUCAUCUUCACCUCCAAUGCCUCCUCCGAUCCGGUACCGUAAAGGGGAGUUGAUUGGUUGUGGUGCAUUUGGGCAUGUUUAUAUGGGCAUGAACUUUGAUUCCGGAGAGCUUUUAGCAAUAAAGCAGGUUUCUAUUGCAGCUAAUGGAGCUACAAGAGAGAAAGCUCAGGCUCACAUCAGAGAGCUUGAGGAAGAAGUGAGGCUUCUACAGAAUCUCUCCCAUCCCAACAUUGUUAGAUAUUUGGGUGUAGUUCAGGAGGAGGAAACCAUAAAUAUUCUGCUUGAAUUUGUCCCAGGCGGAUCAAUAUCAUCUCUUUUGGGGAAAUUUGGACCCUUCCCUGAGCCAGUUAUAAGAACCUACACCAAGCAAUUAUUGCUGGGGUUGGAGUAUUUACACAACAAUGGAAUUAUGCACAGGGACAUUAAGGGGGCAAACAUUCUUGUAGAUAAUAAAGGAUGCAUCAAACUUGCAGAUUUUGGUGCAUCAAAACAGGUCGUGGAGUUGGCUACUGUUUCAGGGGCCAAAUCUAUGAAGGGCACACCAUACUGGAUGGCUCCUGAAGUCAUUCUGCAGACGGGACAUAGCUUCUCUGCUGAUAUAUGGAGUGUUGGAUGCACAGUCAUUGAGAUGGCCACUGGAAAGCCUCCUUGGAGCCAACAAUAUCAAGAGGUUGCGGCACUCUUUUAUAUAGGGUCGACAAAGUCUCAUCCAGAAAUCCCCAAUCAUCUCAUUCCAGAGGCCAAAGAUUUUCUGCUCAAGUGCUUGCACAAGGAACCAGAUAUGAGGCCAGAGGCAUCUAAAUUGCUGCAGCAUCCAUUUGUUACUGGGGAGAUUGGCAUAUCUGAUCAUGUUAUGGUCGGUAUAGAACUUUCUGGAAUUCCUUUGCAGUCAUAUACCACUCACCCUGAAACCAUUCAAAUGCCAUCUGCCUAUGACACAAUGGAUGUCUGUAAUUCGGGUAGUCUGAACUGCUCAAUGGAUCCUGAGAAACUGUCUGAAAGUAAGGGUGCAUUGGAAACACAAAACAGUGAUGACGACAUGUGUCAGAUUGACAAUGAUUUUUCUGUAAGUGAAGUAAAGCUCGGUCCUCUGUUGACUUCUAAUGACUUCAAUAAGAGUUCUGAUCCCAAAUGUGAGCUCUCUGGAGAUUGGAGGUGCAAAUAUGAUGAGAAUCCAAAACUAGAACAAGCAGGCAAAAAAUCAGACGCCGGUCAACCAGUUCAGGGGGGCAAAAAUGCUUCAUCUUACUGUGGGGCAUCGCUUUCUGAGGAUAAUGAUGCACUUACUGAGUCAAAAAUUAGAGCUUUUCUUGCUGAAAAGGCUUUGGAACUGAGGAAACUGCAAACACCUUUAUAUGAAGAGUUCUACAACAAUUUGAAUGCGCCAAGCUCUCCAAGUUUUGGUGGAAGUUCACGUGAUGAAACUCCUCCAAAUUACUUGAAAUUACCUCCUAAAAGCAGGUCACCCAGUCAAGUCCCUGUUGGAAGCCCAUCUACAUCAACUGAUGCUGUUAGCACCAGAAGUCCUGGGAGCAAUAAACGUGCAUCUAAUGUUGGCAAUGCAAGCGAUCAAGCUUCCGAGGACAAUUCACCCCCUUGGAGCAAUGAUCGGAAAGGGCUUCCACUUGAUGAUCAACCAGAAACAGUUUAUCCAAGUGUGAGACAAAGGAAGUGGAAAGAAGAGCUUGACCAAGAGCUCGAGAGCAAGAGAGAGAUGAUACGCCAUGCAGGCUCAGGAAGUAAAACAUCAUCUCCAAGGGAUCGAGCAUCAGGUCGGCAGCGAGAGCGGACAAGAUUUGCAUCUCCAGGCAAAUGAAUGCAAGGCUUGGAGUGUCAUCAGGAUUGGUAAGAAUGUGGCCCAGUGUGGAUGGUUUGCCCGAUAUGUGUGGAUAUUGCAGCAAUUUUCUCAUUGUUCAGCCUGAAUGGCGUUUGUUAUGUUGUACCGUAUAGAAAAAGGAGCGGAAGUGUUAUCAUAUUUGUUUCUCCUAGUUUUUGAGGAGGGGUGGAGAGAAUUAUACAUGUCUCUCAGGUUUGUAACAUCAAUGUACAAAAAAUCAUACUGAGUAUUCAUAAGCGUCUGAAAUUUUUGUCCACAUUCUUCUA
Molecule: messenger RNA, 2392 nt
Organism: Populus euphratica (Euphrates poplar)
Lineage: Eukaryota; Viridiplantae; Streptophyta; Magnoliopsida; Malpighiales; Salicaceae
Product: mitogen-activated protein kinase kinase kinase 2-like
Exons: 17
Coding region: 111-2105 (664 amino acids)
Biological process (GO): protein phosphorylation; MAPK cascade
Cellular component (GO): cytoplasm
Molecular function (GO): ATP binding; MAP kinase kinase kinase activity
Source: RefSeq, a predicted model, not a curated record